Messenger RNA from Beta vulgaris subsp. vulgaris (sugar beet), 2557 nucleotides. RefSeq lists its product as hypothetical. The record is from RefSeq and is a predicted model, not a curated record. Bases 1524 to 2444 code for a protein of 306 amino acids. The transcript is spliced from 3 exons. Lineage: Eukaryota; Viridiplantae; Streptophyta; Magnoliopsida; Caryophyllales; Amaranthaceae.
UAAAAGAAUUAAUAAAAAGGUAUUUUUAAUCUAUUUACAAAUUAAUAGGAAUAAAUUAUUGUUAGUAUGAAUUUGUUAGGAAUUUUCGGAGUUUUAAAAGAAUAACCUAAUCUUCACUUGACCUAGGGUGACUAUCUUUUGAAGGGAGUAUAAAAAGAAAAGGAAGGGAAUUUCAGAAAACCCUAAACCCUAUUCUUCUCCCUCUCCCAGCCGACCUUCCCUUUCAUUCUCUCUCCUCAGCCGAUUUUUCAUAUCUCUCCUUCUCUCUCUUUCGAAUUUUCUUCUCUCUCUUUCAGAUUUCUAUCUUUCUCUCUCGGAUUCUCUCUCAAACCCUCGCUGAAGUUUCCUCUCGCCUCCUCCUUCUAGUCGCCUGCGGUUGUGCGAAUUCAGGCGAGGGUGUGGUGCGAAGGGGUCGAAGGUUUUGUGCGGUUCGAGAGUUUGGUGCGAGCAACGAGGGUGUUCGUGUUUGUGGUUCGAGCGCGCGAAGGGUCGGGGUCGUGCGAGUGUAGCCGCGCGACAAAGCUGAGGGUGUGCGAGUGCGGGCGGUGUUCGAGAGGCUGCGAGAAAUCGUCGUCGGUAUUGUUCGUGGGUUGUGCGAGUUCCGUCGCACGAGGGUGUUCGAAAUUUGUUCGUGGUUUGUGCGAGUUCCGUCGCACGAGGGUGUUCGAGAGUUGCGCGAGGAUUGUGCGAACCAGCAAGGCUGGUGUGGGUGUCCGUGGGCGACGAGCGAAACCGGGCGAGGCUACUGUGCGCACGUGUGGCGUGGUGCUUCGGUCACCGGAGUUCUUUCGCCGGCGAAUUUAGCGGUCCCAAUUUCAUAAGCGGCUCGUUCUAUUAAGUCAGCGAAAAUUCUCCGCUACAAGACUAGGUGAGCUGGUGCUGCUGCAUGACAUCAAGCAUAAGGGGGCUAGACUGUAGUUUGGAGUUAACUUUUGGUUUGAUUAUUACUGAAUUUUAUAGAACAUUGUUACAUGGUUUGAGUUUGAAUAAAGAGGGGUCAACUAUGAUUCCGAGUUGUAUUUACAUUUUCUAUUCCGCUGCAAUUUGGUUUUGAGACAAUGAAUUUGAGUUACUGUAUUUCUAAUUAUGCCUUGCGUUCCAUCGCGGCGGUAACACUCCCAAAGUCGAUGCGACGUAGCUUUAGACGUGUAUGGAUUUUGGGGGUGUUACAAAACUGGUAUCAGAGCCAGAAGCUCCUAUUUUCAAAGACGUUUUCGAAACGAUUUCAAAAUGGGUAGUAUGGGCUAGGAGCAUAUAGAUCAUGUCAUGUGCAUUAAGUCAUAGGCAUGUUAUCAUUGCACCUUGUUUGUAUCUCGAACUUGUAUGUGCUCUCUGUGUAAUUGAAAUGGUGAAAGAUUCUUGAAAUCUUCAAAUGUGACUAGAUUAAGAGGGUGUACAAAGAUAGGCCUAAAUUGAUUAGACUCAAAACUUAUUUAAGUAUAAAAAACUAUUUUAUUGAUCGAAAUGAGCAUUUACCUCUUUACAAAAACUUAGACUAUUCUAUUUUGUUUUUACUUUCGCAGAUGGUUCACGACAUAGGUUGUAAGGACUUUUUGAUGAAACAAGUAGGGGAAGACUGGGAUAUGUGGUUCUUUAAAAUGAAGUCUGCUAUGGAUUACAGAAUUAUGCAAGGGGAACAGUGGUUACGAUCUGAGGGCUCUAGGAUACACUUCAUGCUUCGUUAUGUUCCAGACAUAGAGCCAUAUAGAUUUGUUCAUCGUAGGUAUGGGGAUAUGUGGACUACAGAGGGGUAUUUCAAUAGGAAUAAGCAUACCUACGGAUACCAGAACCUCCCUUCCGAAAAGCACUUCCUCACUGACCUUAAAUACUACAAGAAUGAGUGGAGGGUUCGUGAAACCAGGGGUCAAAACCCUUCUACUUCAUCUGAAGGGGAAAGUUCGAGCAAUAGGGCCAUAGAUGGGAAUUCUGAGAACCCAGGGGUCAUACCUGAACCGCCAUCAGCACCUGUGGCAAAGAGGCCAAGAUACCAGCCAUUUGAGGAUGAGUUAUUAGCUGAUGACUUUCAGAAUCUUAGGACAGUCACUUACGUCUCCGAUGAUGAAAGGAACAAUAGGACCUUCAUUAUAGUGUUGGGUGGAGUCCAGGUUGUACCAGGGUUACAUGGGGAGGAUGAUGAUGAUGAGCCACCUCCACUAGAGGAUGUACCAGUUGAGGAAGAGGACCCUGCUGAGAAUGAAGACCCUGUUGAGGAUGAGAAUCCUGUUCAGGAGGAGGAUCCCAUUGAGGAGGAGGAUCCCAUUGAGGAGGAGGAUCCCAUUGAGGAGGAGGAUCCCAUCGAGGAAGAGAUCCCCGAGGAAGACCAAGGACCCAUACUAGAGGAUAUAUUCUUUGAGGACGGCGAGCCUGAGGCAGAUGUGAUUGACCUUGAUGGAGGGAUGGAGGAUUCUGGAUCAGAGGAUGAAGCUCACCGCCUUAGCCCAUAGUUCUUGUGAGCAUAUAUGUAGGAUUAGGAUUUUUUUGUUUUAUUUUGAUCGUUUUUGUUCAUUUGUUAUGUUAGGGAUAAUAAGGCUUGCAUGCCGAUUAGGGAGUAACAUUA